UUACUGUGUAUGUCUAGAGGGAUAUUUUUCAUUGUGUGGAGAGUAGUGUUGAAUAGUAUCAUCCAAACAUGGACCGCAUGCAGGGGAAGAUCUUCUUUUAUGAGGACAGGAACUUCCAGGGGCGCCACUAUGAGUGCAGUAGCGACUGCCCCGAACUGAGCUCCCACUUCAGCCGCUGCAACUCCAUCCGCGUGGAGAGCGGGCACUGGGUGAUCUACGAAAGGCCCAACUACCUGGGGUCCCAGUACAUCCUGGGCAGGGGAGAGUAUCCGGACUUCCAGCGUUGGAUGGGCUACAACGACACCAUCCGCUCCUGCCGUCUCAUCAGACACACCUCGGGAAUGCACAGGAUCCGUGUGUACGAACGCCCUGACUACUCCGGUCAGAUGAUGGAGUUUAGCGAGGAUGUCUCCAGUCUGCCCGAGCGCUUCCGGCACCAUGAGGUGCACUCCGCCAACGUUGUGGACGGUGCCUGGGUCUUCUACGAGCACCCCAACUACAGGGGGCGGCAGUAUCUGCUGGAGAGAGGAGAGUACAGACGCUACCCCGAGUGGGGGGCCAUGCAGGCCAUUGUGGGCUCCCUCCGCCGUGUCCAGGACUUUUAGACCCACUAGUGUAGGGUGUCAAAAGUGAUUGGUUGUAUCAAGAAAUAAAGACACAAGUAGCUGAAAAACCAA
Esox lucius (northern pike) is the source of this 677-nucleotide messenger RNA. RefSeq names its product gamma-crystallin S-1-like. Gene Ontology annotation, molecular function: structural constituent of eye lens. The record is from RefSeq and is a predicted model, not a curated record. NCBI's taxonomy places the organism in Eukaryota, Metazoa, Chordata, Actinopteri, Esociformes, Esocidae. Gene Ontology annotation, biological process: lens development in camera-type eye; visual perception. The transcript has 3 exons. Bases 69 to 605 code for a protein of 178 amino acids.